UUUUGAAUAUUUUUUAAGGAUUUGUCUGGCCUAUUUACCACCAACCAAAGUUUAUAGAUAAAAUAUAUGAUCUUGUAGGUCCAAAUCACUACCCAGAUUAUGCAUACUGUCGUAAUUAUUUUUUGUUUUAAAUCUUCCCAAAUUUCUCGGAAAGGCCAAAAGCUCAAGGUUGGUGUGCCUAUUUUUGCAUCGAAUUCAUUGUUUGUGGCUAAUUCAGUUGUCUUGCUAUCGCGGCUCAGACUAAAUUCUUUAAAAGCCUCCAGCAUUAAUUUUUCAGGGUUACUUAAUUUUGUAAGAAUAUGCCCUUUAAAUGUUUUUGCAUCCAGUUUUGGCGGCUUUUGGGACCAUUCCAACCCUUUUGGGGCGGUUAUUAUAUUUUCUUCAGGAAUUCUUUCCAGGGUUCCCGUUUUCUGGUCCACUAUGUAUAUUGCCUCUCUUAUUUUAAUUUUUUGCUUGCCAUAUUUUGAGCAGCUCCCAUAUUCAGUGUCUGCU
This is a messenger RNA of Meloidogyne enterolobii, 492 nucleotides long. The record is from the annotation of a GenBank genome assembly. Lineage: Eukaryota; Metazoa; Nematoda; Chromadorea; Rhabditida; Meloidogynidae.